CACACCCAAUACUCCUCUAUCCUUCAUAUAAGGAAGCUUUUGGGACUCUCUGUUCACCUGUUCUUCCUCUCCGUAAGGUUUCUGCUGCACAAGGCUCGAUGGGUGGCUGUGCGAGCAAACCUCAGGAGAUAAAUGGCCCCAGAAACCCCGACGGCCCUGCCGCCGCCGAGAACCCAUCCACGGCCGAGCCUGCUCCCCCUGAGAAUGUGCAGGCUAAGUCUGAGAGCGUCGAGGUCGAGGAGAGCAAGGAAACGCCGCUGGUCGACCUCUCUGAGCCGGCCGGCGAGAGCUCGACCGCUACUGCUGCCGUGGCUGAAGAGCUCCAUCCGGGGAUCAGCGAGCUGAAACCAGUCGCGGAAGAAGAAUGGGUGACUCAUAAAGAUGAGAAGGAGAAGCCUGUUGCGGCUGAGGAGCGUCCCUUACAGUGAUCGAAAGCUGGAAGAGAUGUGUGUCGCGGCAACGCGUCCAUUGAACUAAACCAGAAUGAGAUGUUGCCUUGUGUCA
Musa acuminata AAA Group (dessert banana) is the source of this 504-nucleotide messenger RNA. RefSeq lists its product as uncharacterized. The coding region runs from base 99 to 428 and encodes 109 amino acids. Lineage: Eukaryota; Viridiplantae; Streptophyta; Magnoliopsida; Zingiberales; Musaceae. The record is from RefSeq and is a predicted model, not a curated record. The transcript is spliced from 2 exons.